CAGGGCUUGGCUUCCCCAUUCAUUAUUGAUCAUAUUUUAUAAAUCCAACGCCACACAAUUUUUUCCACAUUACCGGGAGCCGUGGGGAGGCUGCCCAUCUAUUGGCGGAGGGGAAGUCACGUGGGAGGGGGUCACGUGGUCCAAAGAGGAAAAAGGGGGUCCUUUUUGGUGUAAAUCUGGACUCUAAUUCUGUAAUAUAUCAAGGAAUCUCGUAAAACCGACACUAAAACGUCCCUGCCUACAAAUCAUCCGGCCAAAUUAUGAGUUCAUUGUAUUAUGCGAAUGCUUUAUUUUCUAAAUAUCCAGCCGCAAGUUCGGUUUUCGCCACCGGAGCCUUCCCCGAACAAACUUCUUGUGCGUUUGCUUCCAACCCCCCGCGCCCGGGCUAUGGAGCGGGGUCGGGCGCCUCCUUCGCGGCCUCGAUGCAGGGCUUGUACCCCGGCGGGGGGGGCAUGGCGGGCCAGAGCGCAGCCGGCGUCUACGCGGCCGGCUACGGGCUCGAGCCGAGUUCCUUCAACAUGCACUGCGCACCCUUUGAGCAGAACCUCUCCGGGGUGUGUCCCGGCGACCCCGCCAAGGCGGCGGGCGCCAAGGAGCAGAGGGACUCGGACUUGGCGGCCGAGAGUAACUUCCGGAUCUACCCCUGGAUGCGAAGCUCAGGAACCGACCGUAAGCGAGGCCGCCAGACCUACACGCGCUACCAGACCCUGGAGCUGGAGAAGGAGUUCCACUACAACCGCUACCUGACGCGGCGGCGGCGCAUCGAGAUCGCGCACGCGCUCUGCCUGACUGAGCGGCAGAUCAAGAUCUGGUUCCAGAACCGCCGCAUGAAGUGGAAAAAGGAGAACAAGACCGCAGGCCCCGGCGCCACGGAGCAGGACAAGGCAGAGGCGGAGGAGGACGAGGAGGAGUGAGGGGUGGAGAAAGGGCAGAAGAGGAAAGAGAUGAGAAAGGGAGAGAGGAGGAAGCCCAGCUCUGGGAACCGAACCAGGAAACUCCACUCAAAUAGGGGAAAACUCUGCUUCAGUGAAAAGCAGUUCAAUUUUUUUUUUUUGUAAGGAGAGCAAGUGAAAUUUUGUUUUCUUAACACUGAAAAAAAAAUAACUACCUAUAGAAAAGUCUUGCCGGGGGUUUUGUUUUGUACAAUAUGGGAAGGACGUCUACCUGUCCUAUAGCUUUCUGGAAUCUGCCUCCCUUUUCUAUGUCGCUAUUGUCAGGUCUUUGUAAAACUUUGCUGUUUUGUAAGCCCCCUUCUUUGACGCUAUCUUUUGUGGUCUGUGGGUCUGGACUAAGGUGUGUCGUUCCCUUGCCCUCCUGAGCCACCCCCCCCCCACCCCCUGCCCUUCCCAGUAGCUGCACUGAAGGGGCCUUAGGGAGCCCGGAAGACCCACUGAGUCCCUUGUCCUCUCUACGCACCUGCCCUGCCCGAUGCUCCUCGCUCCUCCCAUCCCGUUGUCCUCUUUACAUCUUGUGUGUAUCUGAAGAAUGCAGAAAUAAAACACAAUUAAAAAACAA
Phyllostomus hastatus (greater spear-nosed bat) is the source of this 1515-nucleotide messenger RNA. RefSeq names its product homeobox B7 (gene HOXB7). Bases 261 to 914 code for a protein of 217 amino acids. NCBI's taxonomy places the organism in Eukaryota, Metazoa, Chordata, Mammalia, Chiroptera, Phyllostomidae. The record is from RefSeq and is a predicted model, not a curated record. Gene Ontology annotation, cellular component: nucleus. Gene Ontology annotation, biological process: regulation of transcription by RNA polymerase II. Gene Ontology annotation, molecular function: RNA polymerase II transcription regulatory region sequence-specific DNA binding; DNA-binding transcription factor activity, RNA polymerase II-specific. The transcript is spliced from 2 exons.